Rhagoletis zephyria (snowberry fruit fly) is the source of this 774-nucleotide messenger RNA. Lineage: Eukaryota; Metazoa; Arthropoda; Insecta; Diptera; Tephritidae. The record is from RefSeq and is a predicted model, not a curated record.
AUGGCUGCCAACGCUCCUUCUUCAGCUAAAAAGAUCCCUAUUCACCUGCAGAGUUCACAGAAUCGCAUUCUCAUCAAGGGAGGCAAAUGCGUCAACGACGAUGCCAUCUUCGACGCCGACAUCUACAUCGAAGAGGGCAUCAUCCGCGACAUCGGCCCGCACCUCAUUGUGCCGGGUGGUGUGCGAACCAUUGACGCCCGUGGCCUGUACAUCCUGCCAGGUGGCAUCGACACUCACACCCACCUAAAUAUGCCUUUUAUGGGCACAACAACUUGCGACGACUUCUACAGUGGCACGAAGGCGGCUCUCGCCGGUGGAACGACCACCGUCAUGGACUUUGUCAUUCCGCCGAAAGGCGUCGGUCUGGUGGCCGCCUUCAAGAAGUGGAACGAGUGGGCCAAGGAGAAUGCCUGCUGCGACUACGCCUUUCGCGUGGCCAUCAGCGAGUUCAAGAAGGGCAAAACUGAGGCGGAGAUGGAGGCGCUGGUGAAGGAGUACGGAGUGAACGCCUUCAAGUGCUUCAUGGCCUACAAGGGCGAUCUGAUGCUCAGUGACGAAGAGCUGAUUGCCGUCUUUGCCAAGUGCCGCGAGUUGGGCGCACUGGCGCUGGUGCACGCCGAGAACGGCGAAAUAAUCGACUACAAUGUGAAGAAGCUGAAGAGCCAGGGCGUCACCGGGCCGGAGGGUCAUCUGCAGAGCAGACCGGAGGAGGUGGAGGCGGAGGCGACCAAUCGAGCCAUUGUCCUGGCGAACCAAGUCAACUGCCCACUGUAC